AUGUUUCGCCAAAGAACAAGCGCCCAAAAACCCGGCGAUGAAUUGCUGGCCACUUUUCGAAAGCAGUUCCCCGAGGUGGCUGUUACGACCACGGCCCCAGUUGGCGCCGCGAGCGCCGCCGUUGAUAAUACGGGCAUGGUUCCGUCUAUUCCGGGCGUUCAAGAAAGAAGCCACAGCCUCAGUCAUGAAGCUUUCAGGGAUCAAGACCCAACGCCCAGAGCUACGAAUGAACCAUGGAGGUUCACGCCGUCGCUGCUUGACCCCAACUCGUUCUCCUUCACCAACUUCGCCAAUGCUCCGCCCGGUUACUACACUCCCACGCCGGGAGGCACCAACACCAUCUAUCAUCCUCAAGCCGGUGACUUGCACACACCUACCCUAGGGCUCGGCAUGGGUCUCGGGACGCCUCUGUCGAUGCCUACGUCUGAAGGCGCAAUGCACGCUGGGCAGCCUAUGAUGGACCUCGCCGGGUUCCAGGGGAUGCAAGGAAUGCACCACCCUCAGCAGUUUCAACAACCCUUCAAUCCCUUUAUCCAGCCUCCGGCACACCAGCAAUCCUUCGCCCCCUCGUCAUUUGUUCAUCAAGACACCGGAUACGAGACUAUGGAGCAAGAUGGGUCGCCAAUGAACUCCGAUCCAUCUGAAGAGCGAAUGGCUUCUAUCGACAGCGCAUUUCACAACUCGCCCAUGGUUGGUUUCCAGGGACGCCAAUUCGGAGGCCUGCCCAUGGCUGCGGUCAUGCCACCAUCUGCUGAGAAGUUCCGGUUUCACGCUACUUUGAAUGCCCCUACCGCCAUGAUCAAACACGCCGAUGAGAUUCCCGUCACGUAUCUCAACAAGGGCCAGGCUUACUCUCUGUCUGUGGUCGAUACCAAUGCUACAAUGCCUGUGGCUCCGGGGACCAAGUUCCGCACUUUUGUCCGGAUCUCCUUCGAAGACGAGCAGCAAAGGCAGAAGCCCGGCGUCUGCUGGGCUUUGUGGAAAGAGGGACGAGGCACAAACGAAGCUCAUCAACGAGGCGGAAAGCUGCAGGCCGUGGAAUAUGUAGAGGCAGGCCAGCCGACCGAAGGCGACGACAAGAGAACCCGUGUUGAGUUGGAGUCGUCCUCCUUUGACGGGUUUUCAGUGGUUUGGACCCCCGGCAUCAACGGCGCCCCCGAAUGCAACAUUGCCGUACGCUUCAACUUUUUAUCAACCGACUUCAGUCACUCCAAGGGUGUCAAAGGCAUUCCAGUAAGACUCUGCACCAAGACCAGCACAUUCCCGAUAGACACCGCACAGCCAGCAGCCGAUGCCAACCCGGAGAUCUGUUUCUGCAAGGUCAAGUUGUUCCGCGACCACGGUGCCGAGCGGAAGCUUUCCAACGAUGUUGCACACGUCAAGAAGACCAUCGACAAGCUCAAGCAACAGAUUACCCAAGCUGAAAGCGGCAUGAAGGACUUUGGAAAGCGCAAGAGGUCGAACGCUGCAGCACAAGUCAAGGGUGCAGAUCAGCGACCCGGCAAGGUUCAGAAACACAAGCGAACUUGGUCCAUGUCCUCCACCAGUUCAGCCGGGGCCGGAACUCGCCCUCCUCUCGAAGAAGACUUGCACUUCAAGCUUCAAACAUUGCAGGAUAUGUUUACCAGUACCCGACCUGUGAGCGUAUUGUACCUACGUGGCGAAGAACUCGACGAUCCAGACCUGCACCCCGUUUCGCUUCCUGGAGAGCAAGGCGAACUUGCCAAGGUAGAAUCCCGCGAAGGCCCAGCAUGGCAAGCACGGAGUGGCCGCAGUUCUGUUGCUGGCUCGUCUCUCGUAUCACCUUCGCCGAGCUCCCUAUCACUAGCGUCUCAGGCUUCAGUUGUCCCCAAUCGUCAAUGGGCUGGGUUUGAGGGUGAGGGCUCUGGCGAACCUGCUUCCCGGCAAGGGUCAGACCAACCUACCAAGGUCACCAAAACAGACGAUGCGGGCAAUUUGAGCGGUUGGAUCGAGGCACUAGGAGUGGACCCAGCUUAUCGUCCUCCUCCAGAGCGCGUGGUAAAGCCCGCCGCUUGCUUCUACAUUCUCCGACCCAACAUAACGGAGCCAGAAAAGCGGGAGUACUACCGGGCUAUCUACUUGGCCCAGAGGAAUCUCAAAGACUUUAACUAUCGUGUGGCUGCAAAGUGGAACCUGGAUCCUUCGAAGAUUCUGCGGACAGUUCACGUUCUCGAUCGUGGUCUCGAGGUCGAGAUAGACGACGACGUCAUCCAAGAACUCAGAGAAGGCCAAGACAUGAGGCUCGAAAUCAAGGAGAUCUUGCCCGAAAACCCCGUCCAGCUCAAACGCGAAUGGGACAUGGCCAUCGACCCAAGCGAUGGCGACGCCAUGGAUCAAUCAUCUGCACAAGGCGGUUUCGAAUUGCGCCUUAACUUUUAA
This is a messenger RNA of Colletotrichum abscissum, 2400 nucleotides long. Its product is annotated as CP2 transcription factor. Gene Ontology annotation, molecular function: DNA-binding transcription activator activity, RNA polymerase II-specific; RNA polymerase II cis-regulatory region sequence-specific DNA binding. Bases 1 to 2400 code for a protein of 799 amino acids. Lineage: Eukaryota; Fungi; Ascomycota; Sordariomycetes; Glomerellales; Glomerellaceae. The transcript is spliced from 3 exons. The record is from RefSeq and is a predicted model, not a curated record. Gene Ontology annotation, cellular component: nucleus. Gene Ontology annotation, biological process: regulation of transcription by RNA polymerase II.